Molecule: messenger RNA, 870 nt
Organism: Trichomycterus rosablanca
Lineage: Eukaryota; Metazoa; Chordata; Actinopteri; Siluriformes; Trichomycteridae
Gene: cytl1
Product: cytokine-like protein 1
Exons: 4
Coding region: 43-498 (151 amino acids)
Biological process (GO): positive regulation of transcription by RNA polymerase II
Source: RefSeq, a predicted model, not a curated record
UUGGGUGAAAUCACUGCACACUCUUGGUAAAACUCUGGUGGGAUGAGACGUCAACGUAUUUCUCUCUUCCUUUUUAUCUUCCUCCUCUUCCUCAGCUGGGUACACAAGGGCAAAUGCACACCCCCAACAUGCUACUCUCGCAUUCUUGAUCUCAGUAAGGAAAUCAUGCAGGUGCUGGAACAGAUCCACAGAUCCCCCCGAACCAAGGAAUGUGCAGACUUUUUACCCAAACUCUUCUUGGAUGUUCAUAAUUCCUGUGUGACGACUAAGCUGAGAGACUUCCUGUAUGUGUUGGAGAAUUUGCCAGUGUAUGAGUGCAGAGAGAAACCUCGCCUUGUCAUGGCCAAGCGCAAAGUCCGCACCCUCUAUUCCAUCAUCACCCGCGUCUGUUACCGGGAUCUGGUGUAUCUAUCAGAUGAUUGUGAAGCACUGGAAACAGGAAUCAGUAACCCACGAUUUACACACGAUACACUGCAACUACUGGAGGAGACCGACUGAGAUCCACCUUAUACACACAAAUCUCCAGUUCAAAAUUGUACAAAGAUGAUUUACCAUAUAACAGGUCCUGUAGCACCACAAACAUGUUUAUAAAACUUCACCAGAUUUACUUAUAUUUGUUAAGUGAAAGCAGAAGCAUUUUGGAAUACUGAUGUCUAAAACCUUCACAAUAAUGCAAGAAUAAACGUGACUCUCUAUUCUCUGUAAUAUUGUUGGUUUUACUCUGUAGAAUUGUUGGUUUUUUUUAGGUUUGGGGGGAUGUAAGUGUAAUGAUGUCAACAAAGUCAUUUGUAAUGAUUGUAUUACAUGUAUUUUUGUAAUAGAUGAGGUGGUAAAUAUAAUUCAUUUCUACAAUAAAUGUGGCACCCUAAA